Polypterus senegalus (gray bichir) is the source of this 5617-nucleotide messenger RNA. It is a transcript of the gene tbc1d30, whose product is annotated as TBC1 domain family, member 30. Gene Ontology annotation, cellular component: endoplasmic reticulum. The record is from RefSeq and is a predicted model, not a curated record. The coding region runs from base 228 to 3080 and encodes 950 amino acids. The transcript has 14 exons. Lineage: Eukaryota; Metazoa; Chordata; Cladistia; Polypteriformes; Polypteridae.
AGCAGUUCGCUGGUAAAUGGGGCGUACUCACAGCAGCCUGGCCUGCAGGAAGGAAGGAAGCAGGAGUUGCCACUGAGACACAAGUCCACUCGCGCAAAGGAGUGAAAUCCACCCGGAACUACAGCCAUGUGAAACACACAGAGCAGACUUUCCCGGACGACUUCCCAACUUUUUCCCUCGUCGCACCUGCUGCGUCGGUUACCUGUAGCAAUGUGAACAGGAAAAAAAUGGCGACACUGCAGCCAUACAGUCCUAAUGAACUUCUGGAAAUUGACAUUGCUGAUGAUGCCCAUUAUUCCGACGGAGAAAACGAUGUUUUCGUUAAUUCUGCUGGAUCUCGCGGCGAAGUGCUACCUGUCUUUCCUCAAUGGAUCCCUGCAGCGCCACAGUCGGGGUCUGUCAGCUCUAAAGCCGGCGAAUCCCAGUCCGGGACACCGUAUCCGUCAAACUCUUCAUUUGUACCCCCGGAGUGUGAUCGCUAUAACUCCGAAAGCCUUGAAAAUGUUAAAAACACGAACAUGGCUAGGGCAUCCAUCGUCGACUGUCUCCUCAUUGAGCUGUAUGACACGUAUACACUUUGCAGCGCAAAAAGCGUGGAUAGUGUGGACAGUUCGACUGAAGCCUCCAGUUCGGACGCCUUUCUGGGCAGGAGCAACACAGAGUCUACGUUUGUGCAGGAGUUGCAGGAAAGACUGACCAAGAAACAUCAGAAACGUUAUUUACUUCAGAAAGACAUUGAUGAACUGAAGAGAAUUGUACAGGAAAUGAACUAUCGCAUUGGAGUUCAAUCUGCAAAGCUUAUUCGCCAACUGAAGAGGAAGGACCGGUUGUUGAAUAAAGUGCAGAAAAACAGUGAUAUUGUAACAGCCUGUUUACAAGCGGUAUCACAGAAACGAAGAGUGGAUACAAGGCUGAAGUUUACUCUAGAACCAUCUCUGGGAAAAAAUGGAUUUCAGCAGUGGUACGAUGCUCUUAAAGCCGUUGCAAGAUUGCCCACAGGGAUACCGAAGGAGUGGAGGCGAAGAGUUUGGCUGACAUUAGCAGAUCAGUAUCUUCAUAGCAUUUCUAUAGACUGGGACAAGACUAUGAGGUUUACCUUCAAUGAGAGGAGCAAUCCUGAUGAUGACUCAAUGGGUAUACAGAUAGUAAAGGAUCUCCACCGUACUGGAUAUAGCUCUUAUUGUGGACAAGAAGCUGAACAGGACAGAGUUGUGCUGAAACGGGUGCUUCUAGCAUAUGCCCGCUGGAAUAAAACUGUUGGCUACUGCCAAGGAUUUAAUGUCCUGGCUGCUCUUAUUCUGGAGGUUAUGGAGGGCAAUGAAGGUGAUGCACUAAAGGUUAUGAUAUAUUUGAUUGACAAAGUGCUUCCUGACAGCUACUUUGCCAACAACCUGAGGGCUCUGUCAGUCGAUAUGGCUGUUUUCCGAGACCUACUAAGUGUCAGGCUCCCCGAUCUCUCACAGCACCUGGAUAAUCUGCAGCGGGCUGCCAACAGAGACAGUGGAGGAAGUUAUGAGCCACCACUUACCAACGUCUUCACCAUGCAGUGGUUCCUGACCAUGUUUGCUACUUGUCUUCCCAAACACACUGUUCUAAAGAUCUGGGAUUCCGUGUUUUUUGAAGGAUCUGAGGUGCUGCUACGGGUCGCCCUAGCUAUUUGGGCUAAACUUGGAGAGCGGAUUGAGACUUGUCAAAGUGCAGAUGAAUUCUACAGUACCAUGGGAACCCUAACCCAGGAAAUGCUUGAAAACAACCUGAUUGACUGCAAUGAUCUUAUGCAGACAAUUUAUUCAAUGGCAGCAUUUCCAUUUCCACAGCUUGCAGAGCUGAGAGAGAAAUAUACUUACAACAUCACUCCAUUCCCUGCUUCAGUGAAGUCUUCCACAUCAGAAAAAUUAAAUAAAUCCAGAGACAGUGAUGAUGAGAUUGACAUGGAUGAUGAAGAUGCACUUGUCAGUACUGUAGGCUGUCUGGGACCAUUGAGUGGUCUACUGGCACCAGAGCUCCUGAGAUAUCAGAAGCACCUAAAAGACCAAGCAGAAGAAAACAGUGUGCGGAGCAGUAACAUUGCAGAGCUGAGUCCAGGCGCAAUUGACUCUAAUCGCAGUGAAUACCAGGCAACUUUCAACAGCAUGAUGAUGGAGAGGAUGACCACAGAUAUCAACGCUCUCAAGAGGCAGUACUCUAGGAUUAAACUAAGACAGCAACAGCAGGCCAACCUUAUCUACAUUAAAGCAGGAGCUGAGGAGAAAAAAAAUCCUGGGAUCAUGAGUGGUCCUGGGAGCCAGCUGAAUCAUGAUAAAGGACCCAUCACAAGCCUUCUGCCUUCUCAGAUUCACCAGACCCCAGUUAUAAAUCAUCUGCUUUUAGGCAAAAAGAUUAAAUCAAAUCAGAGAGGCUCUAGGAAUACCAUUGUGCACAUGCCUGGCACCCAUGAAGACCUGAAGUCAAAACUGAAUUCUCCAUGGCGCACCCAUGUGAGGGUGCAUAGAAAAAAUCUGGCCCGGGCAAAAGGUCAGCUUGGCUACGGAGAUACAAUAGGGUUAAUUCAAGAACAGGGAGAUAAAAGCCCAAAAGCAGACUUGAUUCAUAUUCCUGAAAAUGUAGUAAUUAAGGAUGAGAAGGAAGAGGAGGAGGAGGAGGAGGAGGAGAAUGAGGUGGUGAAGGAAGAUGUGGAAGAGGAGAAACCAGAGAAUUCUGGAGAAGAGGCUGAAAGCAAAAUACCAGAACAAGUUUACAGGGAUGUUAAUGCCAAUAUCACUGAGAUGCAGUGUCAACUUGAAGCCCUAGAGCUGAAGCCCAGGGGACUGCCAAACACAGAGCCUACCAUGUCAAAGAGUGAGAGGAAGGUGUCAGACUCAUCAGGCUCCGAAAGCAACAGCUCUCGAAAGCUGUCCACAGCAGGCUUUGUAAAAGCUCCAGCCUUCAGCCCUUUUCCUAGUGUCAAGCCCCCCAGGAAAUCGACAGCAGCUCGUAACCUUGGACUUUAUGGGCCUACAUCUCGAACACCCAGUGUGCAGUUUCCACAGAUAAGCAAAAGUGUGAAUCGGUCAGGUAGUAGUGGAACCAAGAUACGGUGAUGAAGCACCUUUUUUUUUUUUGUUUUGAUUUUGGGAGAUAAUGUAGUUGUAUACGCUGUAUUAGUAUGCAGUAAAUCUAGAAGCUGACAGGAGAGCAGACCUAAAGUAAGUGCUAACUUGGCUUAGGGUAUUUUGUGGAAUCACAGAUAGACAAGAACACCUAUGGUAGUAGAGAGUGGAGGUGUCUGGGAAGAUACUCUGAGCCUCAGCCGUAAACUGACAUUGUAUUGUAGCUGUCCCUCUAGUGGCAAUGGUGGGAACUGCAAGUGAAAGGCACACAUGAUGUCACCAGGACUACCAGGGUCUAAGAGCACAUGUAAAACUGGUCAUUUCUGAUAGAAGAAACUAAUUCUAACUUUCCCACUUGAUGAAUAUGUUGGUUAUGUAGCUGUUGCUUAAGGACAGUGGUGCUAAUGUUGCAUCUUAUUCACAAAAUUGCAAGUAUUCAUAAUUUACCUUUAAACUUUGCCAUAAUGUUGCAUAUUGAGAGAGAGAAAAAAUAUUGCUAACUAUAUUUUAUAUUUAAGUCCAGAUAUUAGAUUGAAUAUUUGUCCCUGAGCAUCUCUUCUAGAAGAGUAAGUUUCCAGACUACAUUAAUUGUGUGUGUGGGUAAUUAUUAUACUAAGAUGGCAUGCACGUAUUGUCUUUUGCUUUUUGGAAGAUCAAGAUAUUUGCAAGAAACCAUUUUUGCACUUUUUAAAUUUAGAAUAAUAAAAAUGUUAUUCUGAUGAAAUGUACUCUUUGGCCAGUGUCUGAGCAGAUUUAGAUUUGGUGUUUCAGUCCACUAAAAAAGUCAAAUUACAGCCGGCCUAAAUUGCACAGAUUCUAAGUUAUUAAUAAUAUAUAAUUUAUGGCAUUCUUAACAGCAUUGCCAUAUUAUGAUGUAUACUAGUUUAUUUGUAAAUAACUUUCAAAAUGUUGCUGCCUUAGGAGCUGAUGAUUUUAUGAUAUUGUAUACAUCUGCAAUACUUAUGAAUUAAAAAAGAUCAACUUGGAGGAAAAUUGGAAAAAUAUUCAGAGUAAUAUCCUUGAUACAACAAGAAAAAAAAAUAAAUGGCAUUAAGAUGUUUGAUGUAAAUAAGUUUAGAAAGUUGUGCAACCCAGAUGGUCUCUCUAUGAUGAGGAAAAAUGAGCAGACAUGCUUUUGUGUGGUGAUUUUCUUUCUAUUAACAAUUAAAGAUUCCAAUUUGAGUAUUUUCCCUAUCUCUGAAAGUCUGCCACAAAUGAGAUUUUUGUUCUUUCAGAUUUAUCCUGUGUUGUUAGGAACUUUCCAAGUGAUACUUAUUUCGGACUAUUCUGUAGAUAUUUAUGAGUCCAUCAUGAUUUAUAUGCAAAUACAUUAUGUGCACAUUCACAUAGGAGAAUACUUGAACCCUUCAUACUGUUGUAAUAACAUGAUAAAGAUUAAAGAGUCUGUUGUUGUCAUUAAGUAUUCAAUUUUGCUCCCUAUGCAGUCGUUUAGUUGCAUCAACACGUGUCUGCUGCAUUUACAUGUUUCUCCACUAUUCUUGUGCUGGUGUGAUAUCUUGACCAGUGUUUAUGGAUAACACAGAGGCCUACUGUAUGAACAGUGUUGUACAAGGUCGCUGUGUGUUACCAGUUUUCUGGAUUAAAGCAUCUUCUGCUGUGGAUAAGGUUAAGGGAUAUGCAGAUAUUGGUGUUUAGUGUGAAGUGUCCUCAGUAAAUUUCCAGAGUUUUGCAGACAAUACAAAAAAUCUUAUAAGGCACCAGAAAAGUGUAUCUUUUGUAUAUGCUUGUUGUCCUGGAAUGUAAGUACCAGUCUGCAGCUUGAACUGUGAUGACAGGUUGCACAACUGCAGCACAACCGAGGCGUUUAGUACUUCAGGUCUAGUAUGUUUGUGUCCACCACAUGAACUGUAAACUUGGUUUUAUUACACUUUGUUUGACAUUUAAAAGCCCCUUCUACUGCCAACUUGAGCAUCAUUUAAGAGGGACACAGUUGAUCUUCAAGAUUUUUUUUGUGUCACUUGUCUGAUGUGCCAGGUUGCCAACCAUUAGUACAAUUGUGUACGGUGUAGACGACAUGCCUUACUGCCAACAGAGGGGCCAGAUAUAUAAUGGUCAUCUUAAAGUAGUUAUUACAAGUAGGCAUGUUCAGAGAAAAGAAGUAGCUUUCUAUAUUCAUAUACCUGCAGUUACUCCAAAUGUGUCUUCUAGCCUGAGGCAAUGUCCCAGCUUCCAUCUUUUGUAAUUUUUGUGUCCUAUUCAACUUUGAAAAUUAUACUAAAUAAUUUGGUUAAAAAAGAUUAUAAUAUGGGAUUAUACCUCACCCAAAUAUUGUUCUGCAACAGCAUGCAAGAAUAUGCGACCACUGCCUGGCUUGUGGCAUGAAUUCCCAAGAGGAAUGAUUUUCUGAUCAGGAUUGUUUACCAGUAAUUUCUGUAAAUGCAGUCUCAUUUUUGUUUGGUUUUGACUGUGAUACGGAGCUUUUGUAAAUGAGUAUAUGAAAAAGUGAUGUUGAAAAUGGAUGAAUUGAACUGAAUGUAAAUAAAAAUAUGCACAUUGAUGAGCACUUA